This is a messenger RNA of Penicillium chermesinum, 1011 nucleotides long. RefSeq names its product MFS transporter. The transcript has a single exon. The coding region runs from base 1 to 1011 and encodes 336 amino acids. The record is from RefSeq and is a predicted model, not a curated record. Gene Ontology annotation, biological process: transmembrane transport. Lineage: Eukaryota; Fungi; Ascomycota; Eurotiomycetes; Eurotiales; Aspergillaceae. Gene Ontology annotation, molecular function: transmembrane transporter activity.
AUGGAUGCCGAAAAGCUCACUCCCCUCGUCAGCGACUGCUGGAAUGCCGACCAGCGAGGCAAGGCCGUCGGCAUUUACAGUUUGGCACCGCUGCUCGGCCCUGUGGUGGGCCCAAUUGCCGGUGGUUUCAUUGCAGAAACAACCACGUGGCGCUGGGUUUUCUGGUCUACCAGUAUCGCAGGUGCGGUCAUUCAACUCUUCGGUCUGGCAUUCCUCCCCGAGACUUAUACGCCGACGUUGCUGAAACGUCAGGCAAAGACUCUCCGCAAGAAAUCGGGUGACCGGCGCUACUAUACCGAAUUUGACUCCAGCCAUAGUUUAGCGUCUUCCUUGAAGACGGCAUUGGUGCGUCCUUUUCUGCUGCUGACCACACAACCCAUUGUGCAAGUGAUCGCCUUGUAUAUGGCGUACCUCUUCGGGUUGUUUUAUCUGCUUCUGUCGACCUUCCCGGGGGUAUGGGAAGGCGUGUACGGAGAAAGCGUCGGUAUUGGGGGGUUGAAUUAUAUCUCACUGGGGAUUGGUUUUGUGCUUGGAGCCCAGGUAAAUGCUCGCGCCAGUGAUCGGAUAUUCCGCCAGCUGAAGAGAAAGCGGAACAACACAGCUGUUCCCGAAUUUCGCAUCCCUGCCAUGUUCAUCGGAUCCCUGUUUAUUCCAAUUGGACUGUUCUGGUAUGGCUGGAGUGUGCAGGCGCAUAUCCAUUGGGUGAUGCCAAACAUCGGGAUUGUCAUCUUCUCCCUUGGAUCAAUCAUCUGUUUGCAGUGCAUGCAGACCUAUGUUAUUGACAGCUACACUCGGUUUGCUGCGAGCGGACUGGCCGCUGUUGUGGUGCUGCGCAGCCUUGCAGGCUUUAGCUUUCCUCUGUUUGCGCCCUCCAUGUACCAUGCUCUGCAUUAUGGCUGGGGGAACAGUUUGCUAGGCCUGCUCAGCAUUGUCAUCGGGGUUCCCGCUCCAUUUCUGUUCUGGUUCUUUGGGGCAAAGCUUCGCGGGAUGUCCCGGUAUGCUUCUGGUUAA